AUGGUCGACAAGAAACGCAUCCAAAGGAGCAGCACCGCCAAAGUACGUGCGAAACGACAGGCAAAGACCGAGCUCUCCGUACAGAUAUUCCCAAAUUGGGCGCAGCAAGGGAGCACAUCCGGCGGACCACCGCCGAUUCUCACUCCGUUGUUCAUCCCUCCCAGGCUCACACCUAGUGUGGCCCCUCCGCCACCCGUGCAGGGGAGCAUCACCACCCCGGUGCGGGAGUACUUUCGAAACGAGACUUACCCUCUUCCCGGGUCCGUCUCCUACAUCCGGGGCCGGCAGGUCCCGCCUUCCUUCUACCCAGACCUUCUCGCCGCUCUCCAACGGGAAGUCCGCACGCACAUGCCACAGUAUUCCCCCGCAACCUGGCAGGAAUGUGCCGAGAGCAUGGCGCUGACGAUGUCCAAGGGUGACCCGAGCGCGCGCGACUACAGAUGCGAGAUGUGCGCCAUGCUCGUGCUGGGAGUGGAUGGGAACCGGAGGUGCAGAGCGAGGUUUGACAAGACUGAUGAGGUCGUGGAGACCGACCUGGAUUAUGAUAUGUACAUCCUCCGCCCGGCGCUAGACUGCCCUAUAGACGCCUUCGGCACGCCCGCUGGCGAUCCGCCGAGGAUCCUGUACCCUUCCCCUCCCCUCCCGCCGCCCAACGUGACCGUGCUCCAGACAUACUGGAUCCGCACGGAGGAAGAGCCACAGGAUAAGCUGUUCUUGUUAUACGAGAUCGGGGCGGGGAGGGGACUGAGGAAGGGGUGGAUGGAUGAACCUGUUUGGGUUUGA
Molecule: messenger RNA, 783 nt
Organism: Dacryopinax primogenitus
Lineage: Eukaryota; Fungi; Basidiomycota; Dacrymycetes; Dacrymycetales; Dacrymycetaceae
Exons: 3
Coding region: 1-783 (260 amino acids)
Source: RefSeq, a predicted model, not a curated record